GGUUGAUCCGGGUGAGGGGUAACAGGGGCUGUAGUCUCCCCGCUCCCCGCUCGGCCCGCCUCGCUACCACUUCAGGCGCCGCCCUAGCUUCAUCGUCUAACUUCAAGACGUUAAUCGUUGCCAUGGCUCCAGCGAUCCCAACCCACGAUUAUUAUGCAGUCCUUGAAGUCUCCACCACGGCAACUCACGAUGUGAUCAAGGCGUCGUAUCGCCGUCUGGCACGACUGCAUCACCCAGAUAAGAAUGGCGGCUCCCAGAGCGCUACCUUGAAGAUCCAGCUGAUCAAUGUGGCCUGGGAGGUCCUCGGAGACGCCGCCAAAAGGCGUGAGUACGACAUCAUCUAUCAUCCACAAGUUAAUGCUCGUCCGAACACCUCGGAACCUUCGACUACGCCGCAAUCGAGCUGGCAGCCUCCACGACCGAGUACCACAACAUACAACGAUGCGAGAUCCCAAGCCGAGAGCCAGAAGAAAAGGUCAGAAUGGUUGAGCUGGGAGUGGCAGCAGGAACAGAGCAUCCGUCGAUGCCAGAAGGAUGUGAACAUCCUGGAGACCGAAAUAGCCGCCCUCAAUGCCAAAAUUCUGGAAAAUAGGGCAAAGCUUACAAGCGAUGUCCCAUAUUGGUGGAAUGUCCUCGCAUCUUUGUCGCAAAGGCUCUCUGAAGAGGAGAAGAAUGGCAUUCGGCGCCAGAAUUUAGAUAGCGAGGCCGCGAUCAGGAUCAAGCAGCCACGGCUCGAUAGAGAACAGUCACGCCUGCAGCAACUGAAAGAAGAAUUGUCGCGGCGCCGAGAGCAGGAGAAUGCAAGGUUGCAAGCCGAGCAAAGAGAAAAAGAGAGAAGGGAAAGACUCGCAAGGGAGCAGGCGGCAGCAGAAGCUAGAAGACGAUACGAGGAGCAGCAACGUGUAGCGAGGGAAGCGAGGGAGAAGGCUGAAGCAGAAUCCAGACGAAGAUAUGAGGAGCAGCAACGGUCGGCCAGGGAAGCUAGGGAAAAAGCCGCCAGAGAAGAAGCAGCCAGAAGGGAGGCCGCAGAGGCGGCUCGACGGAAGAAGCUGGCAGAGGAGCGUGCUGCAAGAGACGCUGCCUUCAAGAGAACACAAGAAGAGGUUGCACGAAAAGCAAGAGCAGCAACGGUAGAAAGGGAAAGGCGUGAAAAACGUGCCAAGAAGCAAAACCAGAAGGCUGCGAAACAGCAGACCACAACGAAGAUGACCUGCGAGCAUAAGGUCUACUGGAAAAAGGUCAUGGGUCAUUAUGAAUGUGCGCACUGCACACGCUCUUUGUUUCGAUUCGCCUACCAAUGCCCCAGAUGCAGCACCAUCGCUUGCGCUGCGUGUAUGAAAACUCUGAAAGCCGGCGGCACUCCUACAACAUACUAUGAGGAGCCCCGAGGGAGCGCCCACUCCUCGAGAGCUAAAGGAAAGGGGCCCCAUGUUCCCUUAUCGACGUGGUAUGACGCGUAUGACGAGCAUGAUUACACGGAAACAUGGGGACACAGCUAUGACACCUAUGGCAGUGACCCAUCUCCUCCACCAUCGCCUCCUCUUUCCCCAUGGGAUGAUGACCGUUGGGCUUACUACGAUUAGGAUCGCGCAGUGCGGUCCUCUGUUCGAUGGUCUCCAGUUCCUUAGAGAAUGGUUAUGCUUGUUUACCCGGUACUCUUUCUACGGCGGUUGGUAAUAUAACCCAGCAUAGGCAUCCAUACCACCUUGGUUCGUUCCUCUUGGAUAUGUCUCCAUUUUAGAAAAGAGAAUCAUGAAGCUUCUAGGGGACGAGUUGGUAUACUGGACAUCAGUACAUAGAUUGCGCAGCACAAUUGGGCAUUGGCACGAAGCGACUCAUUUGGUAAUUUUUUUUUUUUGCCGGGGUCUGUCCUUUACGUAUCAUGCUUUACGAAUUCCUUUCGACUCUUUUACUGGACUGGCUGAGUGGCAUCGAGAUAGUGUAGGCGGAAUGAUGAGAGCGUCCCAUAAUCAUGGCUCCAAGAUCCAAAUCUAUCUAUUCCGAAC
Molecule: messenger RNA, 2006 nt
Organism: Trematosphaeria pertusa
Lineage: Eukaryota; Fungi; Ascomycota; Dothideomycetes; Pleosporales; Trematosphaeriaceae
Product: DnaJ-domain-containing protein
Exons: 2
Coding region: 123-1583 (486 amino acids)
Source: RefSeq, a predicted model, not a curated record